Messenger RNA from Ostrinia furnacalis (Asian corn borer), 603 nucleotides. RefSeq lists its product as uncharacterized. Lineage: Eukaryota; Metazoa; Arthropoda; Insecta; Lepidoptera; Crambidae. The transcript is spliced from 3 exons. Bases 7 to 336 code for a protein of 109 amino acids. The record is from RefSeq and is a predicted model, not a curated record.
AGCAGCAUGUUCCUCGCAGUCGCGCUCCUGGCGCUGCUCGCCUCGGCGCGCGCGCAAGGACAAUGUCAAACUGAUAUUACAGGCGAUACCUCUGGGAAGGUAGUUGUUCUUCGGGACCAAGUAGUGCCGGCAGGUACACGUGAUAUGGAAAUCACUUUGGCAGCUAAUGCGUGCGCGUCGGAGCCGGGGCGGCAGCACGAGGGCACGGCGGUGACGGUGUGCGACUGGGACGCCGCGCCGCGCGUGACGAUGCUGAACGUGCGACAAGCGCGCGUGACGCGCACGGGCAGCGCCGUGCAGACCGCCGUCGUGCACAGCACCGCCUACUGCAAAUAAACUGCGCCUCAGUUGCUAAGACCCCAGUAUUUUUAUGAAGUCUCCUUACUUACCAUCCUCUAGGAUACAAUAGUUAUGAUACGAUUCCCACCACGUCGACGUGUCGUUCCAUUUUUCAUUUUGUGAAAUCUAAAUUAAAUAACAGGUUAUACAUAAUACUUAUCAUGAGAGUAUCAGGGUUACUGAUCACUUAGUUAGUUAGUUUACUACUGAUCACUUUAAUUGAAAAUGGAUAAGAGUUGAAUUAAUAAAGUUACAAAAUUUAAA